CCGUCGCCGCCGCCGCCGCCGCCGCCGUCGCCGCCGCCGCGGGACGGGUUCGGGUCCGUGUCGCGCUCGGCGGGCGCGGGCAGCAGAGCGGCCCGGGGCGCGGCGGCUGCAGCGGGAGCUCCCUGAGCGCCCGCCCGUCAUGUCCAGGAAGAAGACCCCCAAGAGGAAGGGGGCCACCGGGCCCGCUGCCUCCGCGCUGCCUGCGGCCGACGGGUCCCGGCCGGCGCGCCCAGGGACUGCACGCCCCGGCCCCCAGGCGCGGCCCAACGGACCCCCGCAGCCCGGCCGGCCCUCGCUUGGCGGCGGCGACUUCUACGACGUCGCCUUCAAGGUCAUGCUGGUGGGGGACUCAGGCGUGGGGAAGACCUGCUUACUCGUGCGCUUCAAGGACGGGGCUUUCCUGGCAGGGACCUUCAUCUCCACUGUGGGCAUCGACUUCCGGAACAAAGUUCUGGAUGUGGAUGGCAUGAAGGUGAAGCUGCAGAUCUGGGACACAGCUGGCCAGGAGCGGUUCCGGAGCGUCACCCACGCCUACUACCGCGAUGCUCAUGCACUGCUGCUGCUCUAUGAUGUCACCAACAAGGCCUCCUUUGACAAUAUCCAGGCCUGGCUGACGGAGAUCCACGAUUACGCCCAACAUGACGUGGUGCUCAUGCUGCUGGGGAACAAGGUGGACUCUGCCCAGGAGCGUGUGGUGAAAAGGGAGGAUGGGGAGAAGUUGGCUAAGCAGCUGUUUGCAGGAGUACGGGCUGCCCUUCAUGGAGACCAGCGCCAAGACAGGCCUCAACGUAGACUUGGCCUUCACAGCCGUAGCAAAGGAGCUGAAGCAGCGCUCCAUGAAGGUCCCCAGUGAGCCUCACUUCCGGCUGCACGACUACGUCAAGAGGGAGGGCCGAGGGGCCUCCUGCUGCAGACCCUGAAUCUGACUGGGCACUGCCACUGCACAUCCUCUGGGAGGCCCCUGCAAGGCUGGACAGAGGGUCACCUGGCAGUCAACUCGAGGGCGGCCGUUUCUGGGACUCCCAGAGCCUCGUCUUUCCCUAGAGCCUCAGUUCCAACAGGCUUCAUGGAGCCAGUGGGUCUGCAGCCCCUGACUCAGGGCCUUGCCCCCAAGGCCUUGAUGGAAAAGCAACGGCCUCCCGUACAGGAGACACCCCAGAAUGUAAAGCCCAUGCGGGGAGCCUGGUCUUGCUGCCACGGCACUCUGCUGCCCUCUCCUGGACGCGCCCAGCUUCAAGGCUGGACCCCGGUGCCAGCGCCACGUGUACAGUGCCUAACCCCCCAAAAGCCAUGUCUUCAGCGGCACCCGCUGCCCAGGCAGGGAAAGGCCGGACUCCUGUCCGUGCCUGGGGCAGAGGGCUUCGCUGCACAUCCAAUCAUGCAUCUGUGCCCCAAGGACCAAAGCUGCCAGCCCACACACUCAGAGACUCUGGUUCAAACAUCAGCAGGGUCUUCCUCUCGUGUUGCCUGGAGGACGCCAAGUUUGCGGCUUUCUAAUACACGAACGGCAUGUGGGAAAUCAGAAACCGUCAGGGAAACUAGAACUGCCAGCCCAGCUGAGGCCUGUGCAGAGUGAGGUCAAGCCAGGAGGCUGGCAGUGUGCUCCAGCUCAUAGGUCUUUAGGUUAAGAGUCUUUGUUUUCAGUUCUGGUGAAUAAAGUUGUGUUUUCUGGA
Molecule: messenger RNA, 1673 nt
Organism: Acinonyx jubatus (cheetah)
Lineage: Eukaryota; Metazoa; Chordata; Mammalia; Carnivora; Felidae
Gene: RAB26
Product: RAB26, member RAS oncogene family
Exons: 9
Coding region: 140-853 (237 amino acids)
Cellular component (GO): Golgi apparatus; endosome
Molecular function (GO): GTP binding; GTPase activity
Source: RefSeq, a predicted model, not a curated record